Daucus carota subsp. sativus is the source of this 520-nucleotide messenger RNA. RefSeq names its product small ribosomal subunit protein bTHXc. Gene Ontology annotation, cellular component: plastid; ribosome. The coding region runs from base 52 to 411 and encodes 119 amino acids. The transcript has 3 exons. The record is from RefSeq and is a predicted model, not a curated record. NCBI's taxonomy places the organism in Eukaryota, Viridiplantae, Streptophyta, Magnoliopsida, Apiales, Apiaceae. Gene Ontology annotation, biological process: plastid translation.
UUUAUGUGUCACCAAUGAAAAAACUCGCGAAAGAAUAGCAGGAUAGAAACAAUGGCAUCACUCUUACUUGGAGCACCUCCCAUGGCUUCUCAUUUGAAACCCACUUGCUCGUCUCACAUUUCAUCCGCACAUUCACAAACUCUAGGUCAAUCCUUCACUUGCACCACUUCUCUCUCAGUUUCCUCAGUCACUCCUCCCUCCUUCCCCUCUAUUUACUGUGGGAGAGGAGACAAGAAGACUGCAAAAGGGAAGCGCUUUAAUCACUCAUUUGGAAAUGCAAGGCCUAGAAACAAGAAUAAGGGAAGAGGUCCACAAAGGGUGCCGGUUCCGCCUGCUCCACCAAGGAAGGAUAAAUUUGAUGAUGGCGAAGUUGUGAAGAUCGAAAUCGAUGAGUCUUUGUUCUCCAACUGAAAUUAAUCAUAAUUGAUUUUGUUUUUAGUUUCAGCUUAUGUAUUAUCUGAAUCUUGUUGUAUGUAUGAAUUAUUUGUGAGCAAUUUGAAAAUUGUGUAUUGUUAUCUUA